Molecule: messenger RNA, 3684 nt
Organism: Rhododendron vialii
Lineage: Eukaryota; Viridiplantae; Streptophyta; Magnoliopsida; Ericales; Ericaceae
Product: receptor-like protein kinase THESEUS 1
Exons: 1
Coding region: 847-3387 (846 amino acids)
Biological process (GO): protein autophosphorylation
Cellular component (GO): plasma membrane; plasmodesma
Molecular function (GO): ATP binding; transmembrane receptor protein tyrosine kinase activity
Source: RefSeq, a predicted model, not a curated record
CGACUAGACUUGCAGAACUUUCAUGGCAUUCCGUUUCUCUUUCCUUGUAGCAACCUAAUCUCCAGAUACUAAAAUCAAAACAAAAGAUGUUAAACAGCUGUUUUUCUCCAAAUUAGAGGGGUUGAUUUACGGGCUGCAGUUUCAUACGUGGGUCCCCCACCCCUUUGGCUCUGUGCAAUUUGACAGCCUAAACAACAGCCUGGAAAGAGCUGUUGGAGUUCCACUGAAGCUUCCAACUGAUUGACGGGUGUUCAUCAAAAUAGUGCCAUUGAUGAGAAAUCUUGAGCUGGGUUUCUCCCCUUUUGUGCUUUCACAGCCAUACCCAUUCCAGUCCACUGCAUCUACCACGCAUUUUAGCUCUUUAUCUGAGGUAAGGCCACCCCAAACUUUCAUCUCUUUUUGGUUCUUCCUGUUUUCGUGAUUAUCUGUGGUCCAUAUUUCAGUUCAGUUUCCCUUUUGACUUUUUUCAGCUAUUUGGGUAGGACAUUGGUAGAUCUUGGGGUUUUUCACCUUUGGGUUUCACGGCAUGAGUUUUGGGGACUUGGGUCUGCUCCAUUUGGGCAAUUGAGGGCUUCUUUAUUAUAAAGUUUGAGUCUUGUCCAUUAGGCUCUUUAAUAGUUUUGUUCCCUUGAAUCUAGCCAGUGUGCCAAUUGGGGGUCUCUUUCUUAUCAGUUUUGAGUCUUGUGACUCUUGUCCAUUUGGGGUUUUACUAGUUUUGCUCCCUUGAAUUUUGGGUUUGAAGUUUAACUAAAUCAGCUCCUUGCUUUUAUGUGUUGAGAACUGGAGGCAGUGCGGACUUCGGCCAAUUCUUGUUAUCGUCUUUUUUUGGGAUUUUGGUAGCCGAAAAUGAUAGGGAUGAAACUAGUGAAGUGGGUUCCUUUCGUUCUAUCUUUUUUGUUUGUUUUUGUGGUUCAUGAAUCCUUUGCCUCUUUCAUCCCUCUUGAUAACUAUUUGAUUGCUUGUGGAUCUUCACAAAAUGUAACAUUCCUAGGUCAGACAUAUAUUUCUGAUUCAGUGCAAUCUUCGUUUUCAUGGAAAAGUCAAGGAAAUUCUAUUGUUACUACCUCCAAUUCUAGUGCCCCUUUUCCGGUCUACCAAUCUGCUCGAGUUUUCCAAAAUCCGUUAUCAUACAAAUUCGAUAUCAAACAAGUAGGUGGGCACUGGAUCCGGCUCUACUUUUACCCUCUUCCAGAUUCAGGUCAAAACUUGUCAUCCGCCUCCAUAACCGUAGUCACGGAAAACUUUGUGCUCUUGAGCAACUUUACAUUCAAGAACUACAAUGGCUCUUAUCUGUUUAAGGAGUAUGCUGUCAAUGUGGCUUCGGACGACUUGACACUUACUUUCAUCCCUUCCAACAAUUCAGUGGCAUUUGUUAAUGCGAUUGAAGUUGUCUCCAUCCCGGACGAGUUGCUGCCUGACCAGGCACUAGCUUUAUCCCCCUCUGCCCCUUUUAGUGGCCUUUCCAGUUAUGCCCUUGAAACCGUUUACAGAUUGAACAUGGGCGGUCCCUUGCUCACUGCUCAGAAUGAUACAUUGGGAAGAACUUGGGAAAAUGAUGCGAGAUACCUCCACGUGAACAGCUCUGCUGUCAAUGUUUCUGUUAACCCUGCAAACAUAAAAUACAAAGCUGCUCUCACACCUCAAAUUGCACCAAAUUGGGUUUAUGCCACAGCUGAAACCAUGGGUGAGGCCAAUGUAGCCGAUGAUAACUUCAACAUUACAUGGGUCCUACCUGUUGACCCAAACUUCACCUAUUUUGUCAGAGUGCACUUCUGCGAUAUCGUGAGCAAGUCCAUGAACAACCUUGUGUUCAAUCUAUACAUAAACUCUUAUAUUGCUCUUGGGAGUUUGGACCUAUCAACUUUAACAGGAGGCUUGGGUGUGCCUUACUACAAAGAUUUUGUUUCCAAUACUUCUGCCAAUUCCGAUACUUUGACAGUCAGUGUUGGUCCAGAUACAAUGGCUGAUGUAACGGAUGCCAUCAUGAAUGGUUUGGAGGUACUGAAGAUUAGUAAUAAAGCCAGGAGUUUGGACGGGCUUUCACCCGUUGAGACUAUCCUCCCUUUAUCAGCCUCCAAAAACAUCAGCAUCGGCAUUAUAAUCGGUUCAGUUGUGGGUGCUGUAGCUGCAGUUGCAUUUAUUGGUUUCUGUUAUUGCUGCUUGGUAUCCCGUAGGUCAAAGACUACCAAUACAGGGGGGCAUACAUGGCUUCCUCUUCCUUUACAUGGAAACUCUCAAACCAUGACAAAAAUGUCUACAGUUUCUCAGAAGAGCGGAACCGCCAGCUGUAUCUCUUUAGCUUCCAGCAACCUCGGUCGGUUGUUCACGUUCCAAGAAAUUAUGGAUGCCACUAACAAGUUCGACGAGAGCUUGCUUCUUGGGGUUGGGGGUUUUGGUAGGGUCUACAAGGGGACAGUGGAAGAUGGGACUAAAGUUGCUGUGAAGAGAGGUAACCCCAGAUCUGAACAAGGUCUUGCGGAAUUUCGAACUGAGAUCGAAAUGCUGUCCAAACUCCGUCAUCGGCACCUGGUCUCUCUUAUUGGGUAUUGCGAUGAGCGGUCAGAAAUGAUACUGGUUUAUGAAUACAUGGCAAAUGGGCCCCUCCGGAGCCAUCUUUAUGGAACAGAUCUCCCUCCUCUCUCAUGGAAGCAACGGCUUGAGAUUUGCAUAGGGGCUUGUAGGGGUCUUCACUAUCUCCACACAGGGGCAGCUCAAAGUAUUAUUCACAGAGAUGUGAAGACAACAAAUAUACUCUUGGAUGAGAAUUUUGUAGCCAAAGUUGCUGAUUUUGGUCUCUCUAAAACAGGUCCAGCUUUGGAUCAGACCCAUGUGAGUACUGCCGUGAAGGGUAGUUUUGGCUACCUUGAUCCUGAAUACUUCAGAAGACAGCAACUUACUGAGAAAUCAGAUGUUUAUUCAUUUGGGGUGGUUCUAAUGGAAGUUCUAUGCACAAGACCGGCUUUAAACCCUGUGCUCCCUAGGGAACAAGUUAAUAUCGCGGAAUGGGCAAUGACUUGGCAAAAGAAAGGGAUGUUGGAUCAAAUCAUGGACCAGAAUCUGGUAGGGAAGGUAAAUCCGGCUUCCCUUAGAAAGUUUGGAGAGACAGCGGAGAAGUGUUUGGCUGAGCACGGGGUGGACAGGCCAUCAAUGGGUGAUGUUCUGUGGAACCUUGAGUAUGCUCUUCAGCUCGAGGAGACAUCAUCAGCUCUCAUGGAACCCGAGGAUAAUAGUACAAAUCAUAUCCCAGUCAUUCCACUGACUCCACUUGAGCCAUUCGAUAAUAGUGUCAGUAUGGUUGAUGGUGUGGCUUCUGGCACUGAUGACGAUGCGGAAGAUGCUGCGACAAGUGCUGUUUUCUCGCAGCUGGUUAAUCCACGUGGAAGAUAAGAAGUAUAUGUCCAGAUGCUUGUGAUCUCAGCUGUUGGAUGAGUAGAGAUUGGUUUUUCCCCAGGCUCAGAAGUUAAUGGACCUCUCUCGAGUAAGGGAAGCUUAUUCCUCUUCUUUCUGCUUGUUUUUGUUCUCGGUUUAUACAGCAAUGUUUAUGCGAUAAUAAGAUUGGGUAUGUACUGUAGCAGAUUUGUGGGAGCCAUUGGAUCCAUCAAAUGCUGUGCGUAAAUUAGCACAGAUUGUAAUAUUGUUUUGAUUUCAAUUAAUAUAAUUGUCAACUGUCCUCAUUUCCUGUCA